This is a messenger RNA of Lactuca sativa (garden lettuce), 616 nucleotides long. Lineage: Eukaryota; Viridiplantae; Streptophyta; Magnoliopsida; Asterales; Asteraceae. The record is from RefSeq and is a predicted model, not a curated record.
CUGUAUAAUUCAAACUUGUAACAAAUUCUGUGAAUUAAUCAAAAACCCUUUGUGUGAAUUUUGUAGGUAUUGGCUCUUAUUAUGUUAUUAAUUAAAACAUAAAGUUUUUUCACAAUAUGCUCUCUGUAUACAAAGAAUGUGCUAAACUGUCAUAACUUGUUACAUCAAGCAUUUUCAUUCUAAUUAUUUUUAUUCAUAAACCAAUUUAGAUAUAAGUAAAUUAUUGUAAAAAUUUCAGGUAGACAUGGUAGUUCUUACAGAUGGCAACCGUAUUCUUGGGCUUGGUGAUCUUGGGGUUCAGGGAAUGGCCAUACCUAUUGGAAAGCUCGAUAUGUAUGUUGCUGCUGCUGGUAUCAAUCCUCAAAGAAUCCUUCCUAUCAUGCUUGAUGUUGGAACUAACAAUCAACAGCUACUACAUAAUCCCCUUUAUAUAGGACUACGACAACCUAGAUUAGAAGGGGAUGAAUAUAUAUCGGUAGUGGAUGAAUUAAUGGAAGCUCUUCAUGCACGUUGGCCAAAGGCUAUUGUCCAGUUUGAAGACUUUCAAUUCAAGUGGGCUUUUGAAACUCUUGAAAGAUACCGGAAGAAGAUCUACAUGUUCAAUGAUGACAUAUAG